This is a messenger RNA of Tilletiopsis washingtonensis, 1427 nucleotides long. RefSeq names its product putative centractin. The transcript has 8 exons. The record is from RefSeq and is a predicted model, not a curated record. NCBI's taxonomy places the organism in Eukaryota, Fungi, Basidiomycota, Exobasidiomycetes, Entylomatales. Bases 121 to 1248 code for a protein of 375 amino acids.
GCUCACCAUCUGGCCGCCUCUCAUCCCUCUCACAGCCUCGUGCAUCCCUCGUCCGCUCGCCUCACUCUCUUCCUCGGCAGCUCUGCACGUCGGCUGCGCACGCCCGCUGACCCGCCCGCCAUGCCGGCCGAGUUCGACGAUGUCCUCACCAACCAGCCCGUCGUGCUCGACGCCGGCUCGGGCAGCAUCAAGGCCGGCUUUGCGGGCAAGGAUGUGCCCAGCUGUCUCUUCCCCAACUACGUCGGGCGCGUCAAGCACCAGCGCGCCAUGCCCGGCGCACUCGAGGGCAACAACUUCGUCGGGCAGAAGGCCCAGAGCCUGCGCGGCCUGCUGCGCAUCAAGUACCCCAUGGAGCACGGCAUCGUCACCGACUGGAACGACAUGGAGCUCAUCUACAACCACGUCUACAGCGAGCUCAACACGCACUCCGAGGAGCAUCCCGUGCUCCUCACAGAGGCGCCACUCAAUCCCGUCGCCAAUCGGAGACAAGCCGCGCAGCUCUUCUUCGAGACGUACAACGUGCCCGCGCUCUACACCAGCAUCCAGGCCGUGCUAAGCUUGUACUCUUCAGGGCGGACCACGGGCAUCGUGCUGGACUCGGGCGACGGCGUGACGCACGCCGUGCCAGUGUUCGAAGGCUUCUCCAUGCCCAGUGCGAUCCGGCGCAUCGACCUGGCGGGGCGCGACGUGACCGAGGAGCUGCAGCUGCAGCUGCGGCGUGCUGGGUGCAAUCUGCACACGAGCGCCGAGAAGGAGAUUGUGCGACUCAUCAAGGAGAAGUGCUGCUACGUCUCCAAGGACCCGGCGAAGGAUGAGAAGGAGGCGCGCGACACGGAGGACUUCGUGCUGCCAGACGGGCAGGUGCUCAAGCUCGGCACGGAGCGCUUCCGCGCCCCAGAGAUCCUCUUCCAGCCAGAGCGCGUCGGGCUGGAGUAUCCAGGCGUGCACCAGGUCAUCUUCGAGUCGAUCAACCGCACCGACCUCGACCUGCGAAAAAGCCUCUUUGCCAACAUCGUGCUCAGCGGCGGCACGACGCUGACUCGCGGCUUCGGCGACCGAUUACUGGCCGAGAUGAAGAAGACGGCCAUCCGCGACACGAAGAUCAAGAUCUACGCGCCGCCAGAACGCAAGUACGCGACCUGGAUCGGCGGCUCUAUCCUUGCCAGCCUGACGACGUUCAAGAAGAUGUGGGUGUCGGCAGAGGAAUACCAGGAGGACCCGGGGAUCAUCGAGCGGAAGACCUUCUGAGCAUGCUGUGUGGCCUCGCCGUGCGGCUGCGGCGCGCACAGCGCAAUCACAUUAUGAUACCACGCAGAGCGCACGUGAGAAGCGCAUUGGAGGGCAAGAGACAGGUCGAGACAAGAGAAGUGGGCACGAGGCGACGUGACUAGGUGAUAGAGGGAUAGGAAGCCCGAUGGGCAGCGAAG